AAACGAUAACACCCUUCUGAUCUGCAUGAUCACGUGACCAUGAGCUCAAACAAAUGGACAUGCCAGGCUUGUGGAUGUUUUACCAAUACCAUCUCUGAUAAGAAAUGUUCCAUCUGUGGGCGGGAUCGACCGGCUGCUGCUGGAGCUACUGCCAAUAAUAGCGCUGAUGCUGGAGCCCAGGUAGACCAACCAACCCAAAACAACGAGGCGCCAUUCAAACUGAGAUUUCAGGUACACGAUGAUCUCUCCGGUGAUUAUUUCACCAACAAGAUCUAUAUUUCUCCCAUCGAAUGUGCGGGUCUAUUUCACCGAGCACCACAUGCCAACUAUUUCAAGGAUCGUGACGCAUAUCCCUAUCGCCCUUCUCAUCUUGUCCGCAUCAAUGGCAAUAAGCCAUUUGUUGUGAGCAGUGGCUCCAGUGUCAAGCAAAAUAUGGUGGUUUCCAUGAGAAAACUGCAACGUGAAAUCGCAAAUAUUGGUCCUGGAGAAAUUGUCACAUUGACACCCUACCAACCGUAUCCACCCAACCGACUGCGCAAGAUUGUCUUUUCCGCCAGGCCUGCUCCGGAAAGCAGUGAAAGACACGUACUAGACACUGACGUGAUGGCUCAAGAGCUCCACCGUGUACUCCAAGAUCAAGUAUGGGCAGUGGGACAGGUUAUGCUCUGGAACUUUGGUUUCGCAUUUUUUCUCGCAUUUGGUGCGUGUGCGAACUCAUCUAUGCACACCGUCAAGGGCUUUUCCCAUUUACCACACAUGUGACUGGGCCAGACGUUUUUGCCAGAAUAAAGUCAUCGGUAUUGGAUGCACAGGCAUCACGCUUGCGAGACCGAGAUCGCAUCUUGAGAGUGCUGCUCACAGAGUUCAACAGGGAGGAAAUUGAUGACAUUGUUCAUCAAAUUCGAACACAAUCUGCACCUAUAGAUGGCUUAUUGCUAUCCUGAUGCAAACUGGUCCUGCACCGCAUUUCCUUGAGUAUACAUUGCUUUGAUGACAUUUGCCUUGGGGGUAACUGGUUCAUUUCCUCUUGUCAGGCCCAACAAUACACUUCUUCAGAAUGAUCCUUUCCCAAAGUUGCCGGCCACUUUGAGUUGUCAGAGAGCUUCCUGAAUUGUACUUUGACACAGCACCAGCAUAGUCAGUCACCCUGUGCACGUAGAAUUUUGGCUGGCUAGGUAUGUCUUCUUGGCCGGGUGCUGCAGUUGUUCAUCUUUGUGUAUGGCCGCCCAAGUUCUGCAACUGUGCGGCCGCCCCAAGUUGGAAGACACGUUGCGGUAUUAGCCAGCGAGGUUUUAAUAGCCAACUGAUUACGGCUCAGCUUGGUCUCAAGGAAGAGGAUCUUGCCCUCCCAUUGAACAAUGUAUGACAUACUUCGAUCGCUAUUUCUAAGCUAGACUAGGCCUCUUCUCUAC
This is a messenger RNA of Seminavis robusta, 1412 nucleotides long. Lineage: Eukaryota; Bacillariophyta; Bacillariophyceae; Naviculales; Naviculaceae. The record is from the annotation of a GenBank genome assembly.